CACCAGUCUGAGUCCUUGAGCCUCUGCAGCCUCAGAAGAGGGAGUCAUUAGCUGAAAUCUCCAGGAACCGGGGGUCCCAGAAGGCUUCUCAGGAUGGAUGUUACCCGCCUACUCCUGGCCACCCUAGUGGGCUUCCUGUGCUUCCUCACCGUCUACAGCCACCUGGUACUCGAGGAGACACUUGGAGAGGACAGGAGUCUGAAGAGUAACUCUUCCAUGAACUCAUUGGAUUUCUCCUCUGUUUCUAUUGUGGCACUGAACAAGAAAUCCAAGAAGAUCAGCAGAAAAGAAGCCGAGAAGCGGAAGAGAUCUUCCAAGAAAAAGGCUUCGAUGAAGAAGGUGGCACGGCCCCCGCCACCUACGCCCUGCGUGGCCACCCGCGACAGCUGCAAGCCGCCUGCGCCCGCCUGCUGCGACCCGUGCGCCUCCUGCCAGUGCCGUUUCUUCGGCAGCGCCUGCGCCUGCCGCGUACUCAACCCCAACUGUUGACGCGCCUUCUGCGCUGCGCGCGCAGCUUCUGGAACGGGUGAUUGGGCGGGACUUCAGGGUCCGGCGCUUCUAGGCUGAGGGGCGGGUCUCUGCGGGUGGGGUUUAUGGGUGGGCGUGGCCAGUGUUGGUGAGUUGUGGGCGCUUUCAGAAAACGGGUUUUCUAGGAAACCUAGUGGAGGCUAAAAUCAGAAUACAGUAUUUUUAGGCUGCC
Molecule: messenger RNA, 700 nt
Organism: Grammomys surdaster
Lineage: Eukaryota; Metazoa; Chordata; Mammalia; Rodentia; Muridae
Gene: Asip
Product: agouti signaling protein
Exons: 4
Coding region: 94-489 (131 amino acids)
Biological process (GO): melanosome organization; hormone-mediated signaling pathway; positive regulation of melanin biosynthetic process
Cellular component (GO): extracellular region
Molecular function (GO): neuropeptide hormone activity; melanocortin receptor binding
Source: RefSeq, a predicted model, not a curated record